AAAGUUCGUGCACAGAUUGAAAAGUUUCCAUAUGGAGAUGACUUAGCUGCUUCCAUGGGUGUUUGUAAGUUAAUGAAGGCGGGGGUAGUUGGCGUCUUCGGGCCAGCAAAUCCUAUAACCGGUCACACUGUGCAGUCUGUAUGUGACCACAUGGAAAUUCCUAAUAUCGUAUCUCGAUGGGAAUUCGGUCAGAAAAGAGCAUCUUACAUGCUAAAUUUGCAUCCGAAAUCGGAGAUAUUGGCGAAGGCUGUUAUGGAUAUUAUAGUCGCUUGGAAAUGGAAAAGUUUUACAAUUCUAUAUGAAUCGGGGUCGUGGCUGCCGAGGAUGGGAGAACUCUUGCAGAUGCACCAUACUGGAGGAUUCACAGUAACAAGUAAAGAGUUAGAUCUUGGCAUUCAAGACAAUUUCCGUCCAAUAUUAACUGUUGUAAAGAAGUCCGGUGAAAAGAACAUUGUGCUAGAUUGUUCAAUAGAGAAGCUUCCAGAAGUUCUGAAACAAGCUCAACAGGUAGGAUUGAUGUCGGAUCAACAUCAAUACAUAAUUACUUCUUUGGAUUUCCAUACCAUAGAUUUAGAGCCUUUUCAACACGGCGGAACAAAUAUAACAGGAUUAAGAAUUGUUGAUCCUGAAGAACCGUUUAUGAAAAAUACUAAAGAAAUGUGGGAAUCACACGAGAAAAAGAAAGGAAAUGAGCUGCCCGAAGAAUUAGAUCCAUCGCGAAUAUCAUCGAGCGCAGCCCUAUUCUCUAACCAAGUUUCCGCCAAAGUUAUGGAUUGCGAUAGUGCCUCCGAUAGCUGGGAACAUGGAUAUAGUAUUUUAAACUACAUGAGAACGACCACUUUAGAAGGCUUGAGUAGAACGAUUAAAUUCGACAAUGAGGGCUUUCGAACGGACUUUGAGCUGGACAUCAUAGAAUUAACUUCAUCUGGCAUUAUUAAGGUCGGGGAAUGGAAUUCGACCGAGGGCCUGAACAUCACUCGAGUUUACGAGCCCCCUCAAGCCGCCGUCGGCAGCGCCUCAAUGCAGAAUAUGUCGUUUAUCGUUCUGACCGCAAUCAGUCCUCCAUAUGGCAUGUUGAAAAAGUCCAGCGUACAACUAUAUGGAAAUGACAGAUAUGAAGGUUUCGGGAUAGAAUUAAUCGAUGUCCUGUCAAAAAUGUUGGGAUUCACGUAUACAUUCCUAAUCCAGGAAGACGGAGUAUAUGGAUCGCUCAACAGGGAAACCGGCCAAUGGAAUGGAAUGAUUAAAGAGCUAUUAGAAUAUAGAGCAGAUUUGGCAAUAACUGAUCUAACGAUUACUUCGGACAGAGAAAGCGCAGUUGACUUUACAAUGCCAUUUAUGAAUUUAGGCAUCACCAUCCUGUACCAGAGUUCGACCAAACAACCACCUUCAUUGUUUUCGUUCGCCUCGCCCUUCUCGACCGAGGUCUGGUAUUAUCUUGGCGGAUCAUACGUGGGGGUCUCGAUACUGUUGUUUAUCCUCGGCCGUAUAUCACCGGCCGAAUGGCAAAACCCGUUUCCUUGUAUCGAAGAGCCAGAGUUAUUGUACAAUCAAUUCAGUAUCAAGAAUUCUUUCUGGUUCACUAUAGGAUCGCUCAUGCAGCAAGGAACUGAAAUUGCACCGAUUGCUGCUUCAACGAGAAUGGUGGCUAGUAUUUGGUGGUUUUUCACCCUUAUUAUGGUUUCAUCCUAUACUGCAAAUUUGGCUGCUUUUCUUACCAUAGAACCAACAUCAGUCGCCUUCAGUAAUGCUGAGGAAUUAGCUGAACACAAAACUAUCAAAUACGGUGCCAAGAGGGAUGGAUCCACUGUCAAUUUUUUCAGGGAUGCCGUCUACGAGCCCUACCAAAAAAUGUACCGGGUGAUGAUGGAUAACCCAGAUCAGAUGACAUCGAGUAAUCCGGAAGGGCAAGCCCGUGUCAAAGAAGGAGGUUAUGCAUUUCUCAUGGAGUCGACGUCCAUCGAAUACAUAACUGAGCGUCAGUGUGAUUUAACGCAAGUUGGAGGGUUAUUAGAUGACAAAGGAUACGGAAUUGCUAUGAGGAAAAAAUCUCCAUAUAGACAUACAUUGAGUGCUGCAGUACUAAAACUUCAAGAACAAGGUACAUUAGCACAAAUGAAGAGGCGAUGGUGGAAGGAAAAGGACGGUGGUGGUGCUUGUACGCCUGACGCAGUAGCAUCAGGUGGUGCUGAUCGUUUAGGUAUACCAAAUGUGGGCGGCGUGUUUGUGGUACUCGUAGUCGGAUCUGCUAUGGCAAUUUUCAUAGUACUUGGAGAAUUAAUUUUCAAUGUGAUAAUGAAAGCAAGAAGACUGAAGACUCCAAUAAUGACUGAAAUGAUUGAAGAAUUCAAGUUCGUACUGAGUGGAGCAGAUACUAAGCCGAUGCGGUACAGAAGUCAGAGCAGGAAAAGUUCGGCUGACACGCAAGAUUUAACUGGAAUCUCUGAUGGUAGUGAUGGAUCUGGACAAGAUCGAGAUGAACCCUUGCCUUAUGGUUUUUCUGUUCUUUUGGGAAGCAAAAAGAGUCAACUUGAUGUGUUCAGACCGACAGAAGAUCAUACACCGUCAAAUAGAAGCCAGACGAAUGGCAACGAUAAAAGCUCUAAAACGAACCAUUAA
Messenger RNA from Ctenocephalides felis (cat flea), 2619 nucleotides. Its product is annotated as glutamate receptor ionotropic, kainate 2-like. Gene Ontology annotation, cellular component: postsynaptic membrane; plasma membrane. NCBI's taxonomy places the organism in Eukaryota, Metazoa, Arthropoda, Insecta, Siphonaptera, Pulicidae. The coding region runs from base 55 to 2619 and encodes 854 amino acids. The record is from RefSeq and is a predicted model, not a curated record. The transcript has 15 exons. Gene Ontology annotation, molecular function: glutamate-gated receptor activity; transmitter-gated monoatomic ion channel activity involved in regulation of postsynaptic membrane potential. Gene Ontology annotation, biological process: monoatomic ion transport; synaptic transmission, glutamatergic; modulation of chemical synaptic transmission.